GUUUUUGUCUCUGCGCAUGCGCACAUCCAUAUUGAACGCUGGAACUGUUGUCAACAUGUCCACCGCUUCAGCUCCUCAAAACAAUAACGAAGAGCCUGGGCUUCAAGGCUCCUGGGUAGAGCUGGAGCUGAAUGGAAACACAGAGGCACAGGGUGCUCAGACAGACCUGCUAAUGGCUCCGGCUGCUGCAGACCAAAUAAAUGCAAAUGCAGGCAUGAGUCAAAGUGUCCAGACCUUAGACGUGGCCGAAAGUGACGAAACCCUGAUUGGAGGUUUGGAGCAUGUGCCGUCCACCUCUUCUAUCCACAACGGGGACAUGGAAAAGAUCCUUCUGGAUGCACAGCACGAGUCCAGCCCAAGUAACUCAUCAUGUGAAAGUCCUCACAGGCCUCCAAGUCCAGGACAGGAUGAAGGACAGAUCAUGUUUGAUGUAGAGAUGUCCAGCCCAAGAGACAGUCAGUCAGAGGACGACAGCGCAGAGAAAGACAAAGAAGACGACAUCCUGAUGAACAAAGAAGUAGACUGGGUUGCCGACUGGUCCAGUAGACCUGAAAAUGUUCCACCGAAGGAGUUCCACUUUAGGCACCCUCGACGCUCAGGAUCCCUGAGUAUGAGAAAGAGUGGAGUCAUGAAGAAAGGAGGCAUCUUCUCAGCCGAAUUCCUCAAAGUGUUCAUCCCAUCCCUGCUCAUCUCUCACAUCCUGGCUCUCGGCCUCGGGGUGUACAUUGGUAAGCGAAUCGCCGCAGCCUCCACCAGCUCCUACUGAACCCAAACUGAAGCAGUGCCUGGAUGUCCUCCUGCCUCCUCCAAGCCUAACAUCCAACCUCUUCCUCCUCCUGUAGUCGCGCUUUCUCACUGUCUGCAUCUGUCGUACGCCCCACACUUCUCCUCCAAUCAGUGUUGACUGGUGUCACAUUGUAGUUGUAGUCGUACUCACAGGGGGGUGUCCGGAUUAUUUUACACACAGUUACCGACUUGAAUCUGAGUCGAAAAAUACACCACCUGGACUCGAUGGCAGGUCGUUUCAAGAUAAAGUCACUGAUAUGGUCUUUUUUUUUCCCCCAACGAGCUAAACAAAAGCUGAACGUGCAGAUAAAUAUUGUGAGCUUUAACUACAGCACAAACUAUCUGACUAUGGUGAACAAAAAUACUUUUUUUUGUUGUUGUUCUUCCAGAUUUUUGUCAUUAACAUUUCAGAUACUGAAUAAUGCUGCACCUUGAGAGCCCGUUUGAAAAUUCUGCACAUUUUUUGAGGGUAGGAGUUGGAUCACGUCGACCCCAGAGGACUUCUGAUAAAAGCUUUAUUUUCUGAAGGUUGGAAAGCUUAAAGGUCAGUGUAUCUUUUGAAUCUGUGUAUCAUUUGUUCUUUCUAUUUUCAGUUGCUAAUCAAAAGUCAAAUAAUGAAAAAGUGACUGGUUAUUUUGUGUUUCUUUUUAUUUUUUAAAACCAAAAACGAAAAACCGUCUGUUUUUUCAUAUUUCGUUUUUAUGCUCAGAUCAAAAACACAAAAUGGAUAAAGAACGAAUGAUACACAGAUACAAUCGAUACACUGACCCUUAAACAAUCAGUUGCAUAGCUUCAAAAAUUUUGACUCUAAAGUUAUUGGAGUAGUUUAUGAUAGUGGAACCUAGAGCGGAAGGCAGUAAACCAGGCCAUAUGCUAUUUUUAUGCACCUACAUAUCCUGUUGUUAAAUGUAAAAAAUAACAGCAGCAGCCAAGUGCCAAAUUAUUUCUUUCACUACCGCACAUUAGUGAUUUAUCUUAGGCUUUUUUGUUGUUGUUGUUGUUGUUGUUUCUUUUCAUGUUUAGGUAUUUUAAAAAAUGCACAUGUGAAGAAUAAUUGAAGCUGUGAUCCGCCCUGUCUCACGUUGUAUCUUUUUGUUAUUACAGUGGUAUUAAUGCAUAUUGUACCUUGAUGCUGUGGCAGUGUAACUAAUGUGUUUUUGCUGUUGCUCAGUGGCAGAAAUUACCACCACAGAUUCAAGUAUUUCCAGGGCUUCUUUUGAAAAGUGUCGACUGACUCUCUUGUAGAUUUCACUGUACAUUAGUCUCACAUGUUAAAAGUUGAAUCAUGUGGAUAUGUCUGUGAAGCAUCCGGCAUAAAACUAUAGACAUCUGGAGGAAGAUGCAUGCUUUUUUCUGUAUAUUAAUGCUGAUUGCAUAACUCCUUCCAAGCUGUUUGUAGAUAAACUGCAUUCUAACCAUAUAUACAGUAUAAAAAAGAUUCUAUACAACAAUG
This is a messenger RNA of Austrofundulus limnaeus, 2239 nucleotides long. RefSeq names its product BCL2 interacting protein 3 like a (gene bnip3la). Gene Ontology annotation, biological process: defense response to virus; mitochondrial outer membrane permeabilization; positive regulation of apoptotic process. The coding region runs from base 17 to 766 and encodes 249 amino acids. The record is from RefSeq and is a predicted model, not a curated record. Lineage: Eukaryota; Metazoa; Chordata; Actinopteri; Cyprinodontiformes; Rivulidae. Gene Ontology annotation, cellular component: endoplasmic reticulum; nucleus; mitochondrial outer membrane. The transcript has 6 exons.